Morus notabilis is the source of this 2289-nucleotide messenger RNA. Its product is annotated as RNA polymerase I-specific transcription initiation factor RRN3. The transcript has 15 exons. Gene Ontology annotation, molecular function: RNA polymerase I general transcription initiation factor activity; RNA polymerase I core binding. Lineage: Eukaryota; Viridiplantae; Streptophyta; Magnoliopsida; Rosales; Moraceae. Gene Ontology annotation, biological process: transcription initiation at RNA polymerase I promoter. Gene Ontology annotation, cellular component: nucleus. The record is from RefSeq and is a predicted model, not a curated record. The coding region runs from base 167 to 2017 and encodes 616 amino acids.
CUUGCUCUCUCUCUCUCUCUACUUUUCUCUCUCUUUCUUCCUGUCUCUACCUUUCUCCCUCUCCCUUUGAGGAAACGGUGUUUGGCAGCUCCGCCAUCGUUUCCUCAAAGGAAAGUGUGUUCUCUCAUUCUCUUCUGUUGUGGCCUGAAUCGGAGUGUCGGAAGCCAUGGGAGUUGAGCUCAGGAACGGAGAAGCGGGCUUUCAUGAGCUCGACGAUGCCGAUUUCACCGAUUACGACUUGGUCUAUCACGUCAGAGAUGCCCUCACUUCCGUUUCCAUGGGUGAUAGUGACAAGUACAACGAGCUUGUUGCAGUUAUGCACCACAGGGGACCUCUUGCCCCUGAUGAAGUGGCUCUGCUUGUGACAAGUUUGAAGGCAUUGUCCGGGGCAGUUUCAUAUAUUGAUAGUGUUCUACACGAGUCACUUCUUUCUUCAAUAUUUUCCAUGAACAUGUGGAAUUACAGGCCGGAUGUAAUGGAUGCGUUGCUUGAACUUAUCAUUUCCUUGGCUGCGUCAAAUGGAACAUAUAUAGAUUCGUGUUUGGACAUGCUUGUGGGCAAUUUCACGCCCCCAAAUUAUUUCACAGAUAUGCUGAAGCAACCACGAGGUAUUGCUAGAAAGGACCAAGUUCUAUCUCGUGUGCAUUCAUCUCUCAAAGUUCUAGCUGAUUUGGUGCCCCUUUCUCCCAUGAGAUUGUUACCAAUAAUAAUACAGAGAAAGCCACACUACUGUUCUAAGGAAAUUAUUCUUGUUAUUUAUGUGGAAAAUAUGUUGAAAUUAGAAAGUGGUAUUUUUGGUGAACUUGUUGGGAGCGCGAUGCUUUCAGGGUUGGUGGAUUUGUUGCUAGAUUUGGAUGUGGAGAUUGGGUGGGAUGAUAUCUUACAAGAUGAAUCUGCCAAAGGAAUUUUUAGUAUGGAGCUUGAAGACGUCGAUGAGGAUAUAGAUGAUGAAUUGAUGGAUGGUGGUGAGCUUCCAAGAGAACUUAGCCGGAAAAGUUUGGUGGGAAAUCUAUUUGCUCGGAAAUUGGAUAGCUUGAUGGUGUUGAUAUUUGAGCAUCUUGAAUCCUGUGAAGUUGGUCGUCGUUUAGUUGAGGUCUUUGAGACUCUUCUCCAACCAUUUCAGAAGACCGUUCUGACUGCAUAUAAGUCGAAGUUUUCCCAGUUUGUAAUGUUCUAUGCAUGUGCUUUGGAUCCGGAAAACUGUGGUGUCAGAUUUGCAAAUAUGCUUGGGGAUACUUUUAUUUCUAAUUCCCACCCACCACUUUUGAGGAUGAGUGCCGUUGCUUAUCUUGCUAGUUAUUUGUCUCGUGGAAAGUUCCUAUCGACCUCUUUGAUUGCAGAUACGUUGAAAAGGUUGGUGGAUUGGUGUUUGGAUUAUUGUACGAUUCAAGAAGGUGAAAUAAACCCAAAAGCUCAUAGAAUUUUCUACUCUGGAUGCCAGGCCAUCAUGUAUGCACUGUGCUUCCGUAUGAGAUCAAUCAUGGGUGUUCCUUGGUUCAAAUCACAGCUUCUCAUGCCUAUAAACUUAAUUUUGUCACAUAAAUUGAGCCCCCUGAAGGUUUGCCUCCCUUCGAUAGUAACGGAGUUUCUACGACAAUCAAAAGCAGCAGGUUUGUUCAUUACAUCUGAGCGAUUCAAUUUUGAUGACUACCUGGAAUCCGAACUCUCUAAAGGUUUUGGUGGAAUGGAAAGGCUCGACAUGUUCUUCCCAUUUGACCCAUGUUUGCUGAAAAGAUGUGACAGUUUCAUCCGACCCUACUACGUUUACUGGUCGAUGGUCAGACCUACUUAUGAUGAUGGCCAAGAAGAAGGCAGCGAUGAAGAAGUUGACGAGGCACCCUUGGGUGGGAACACAAAAAGUCGUGAAGAUUUUGAUCUCGAUGAGUUUGACUCUGCAAUGAACCAAAUGUCCAUUACACCGAAGGACUCAUUAAAGCACCGGUUUGGGGCCGCAUUGAAAGAACCCUUGCGCAUGCCCUCAAGAAUCAGACCGUCCACAAGUCCCGAGUCUUUGUGAGUCCGAAACCUUCUCUCUAACAUUCUUUGCAUGGAAGUUAGCAGAAGUAGAUCUUCUAUGUCAUUGUUUUUGUGGAAGACUGUUGUUAUGCUGGCCAAAAGUCGGGUGGUAGCAUGAUUCUAGGCAAAUGGUGUUAAAAGUGCCUGGGGCGUUAGUUUGGCCUCUAGUUUUCUUGGUCUUUUGUAUCAUUGUAUUGUAACAUAUGAAAAUCACGUCUCAUGUAUCCCUUUUUAAUUUAUUUUAAUCAAAAGCAGAUUUUUAGAAUCUGGUCA